This is a messenger RNA of Ostrinia nubilalis (European corn borer), 1927 nucleotides long. It is a transcript of the gene dsh, whose product is annotated as segment polarity protein dishevelled homolog DVL-3. Gene Ontology annotation, molecular function: frizzled binding. Bases 85 to 1920 code for a protein of 611 amino acids. NCBI's taxonomy places the organism in Eukaryota, Metazoa, Arthropoda, Insecta, Lepidoptera, Crambidae. The transcript is spliced from 8 exons. Gene Ontology annotation, biological process: intracellular signal transduction; Wnt signaling pathway. The record is from RefSeq and is a predicted model, not a curated record.
CCUGUUUAUCGCCAUUUUUGUGAUGGCCGCUGAUAUUUAUAGAUCGUAGGGUGUUGUUAUUCCUAAUAAAUAAAUGCAUUGAAAAUGGAGGAAACAAAAGUAAUAUAUUACAUAGAUGACGAGGAGACGCCGUAUUUAGUUAAAAUCCCCAUAUCGCCGGAGAAAGUAACGUUGCUGGACUUCAAGAACCAACUGAAUAGGCCGAAUUACAAAUUUUUCUUCAAAUCCAUGGACGAUGACUUUGGUGUGGUGAAAGAGGAGAUUGUUGACGAUAACGCGCAUCUGCCGUGUUUCAACGGUCGUGUAGUGUCUUGGUUGGUGUCAGCGGAGGGUUCAAACCCGUCGGACGGUGCUUCUCAGUGCACGGAUAGCAAUGCAGGGAAGGCGAAACCAAACCCCCAUGGAGCCCCAACAGUUCCUCUCACAAGGGAUACGUGUACAGACACGGACAGUACGAUUAGUUCCCGACCGGGUCACAGGGCUUCCUGUGAUAAAUACAAAUACAGAGGCCUUAGAAUCAACGGGCACUCUAAAUAUGGUAACCACGGGCUAGAAUACGAGACUGCAUCGGUUCUGAGCUCCGAUUUGGACUCUACCAGCCUGUUUGACAGUCAGUCUGAGAUCACAACUACCACUGGACGCCACACGAACGCGUCAGUGGACCGAGCAUUGACAGAAUGCAGUAGUGUUUCCCACCUUCAAGUUAGUUCGCGAAAAAGGCCUCAACGAAGAAGAAAGAGACCUCAAGUUAUGUCCAGAACGUCUUCCUAUUCCUCUAUAACGGAUUCUACGAUGUCUAUGCACAUUAUUACGGUCACUUUGAAUAUGGACACGGUGAAUUUUCUUGGUAUUUCCAUAGUGGGACAGUCGAACAAAGGUGGUGAUGGAGGGAUCUACGUAGGAAGUAUAAUGAAGGGCGGUGCAGUGGCUCUGGAUGGGAGGAUAGAGCCUGGAGACAUGAUUUUGCAGGUGAACGACGUAAACUUUGAAGACAUGACCAACGACGAGGCGGUGCGAGUGCUCCGAGAAGUCGUCCAGAAGCCCGGGCCCAUCAAGCUGGUGGUGGCCAAGUGCUGGGACCCCAACCCCAAAGGGUACUUCACGAUACCCCGGACGGAGCCUGUCAGGCCUAUUGACCCCGGCGCCUGGGUAGCGCAUACAGCAGCACUAAGGGAGGCCUACCCGCCGCCGCCGCUGUCGGCGCUCCCGCCGUCGGAGCGAGCGAGCGACGCGGGCACCGUCGACACCGCGCCGCUCAAUGUCGGCAUGGACGUGGCGCACGUGGUCCGGGCCAUGCUGCGGCCGGACUCAGGCCUCGAGAUCCGCGACCGAAUGUGGCUCAAGAUCACCAUCCCGAACGCGUUCAUCGGCGCCGACGUCGUCGACUGGGUGCUGCAACACGUCGCCGGGAUCGCAGACCGCCGCGACGCGAGGAAAUACGCCUCGCACAUGUUGAAGGCCGGCUUCAUCCGACACACAGUGAACAAGAUAACAUUCUCGGAGCAGUGCUACUAUGUGGCCGGCGAGCUGUGCGCCGAGUUUGCCGCGCUGAGGCUGCGAGGCGACGCCGACAGCGCGGUGUCUGACACCUUAGCGCCGCUGCCCAACCCCGGCAGGAUGGGUCCCGGUUAUAUGCCGUACGCAGGCUCGUAUGGAUACCAGCCGAUACCCUACAAAUAUUCUGCUUGCCUACCCGCCGACCACACCGUUUACGGAUACAACCGCGAGGAGAGCGUGCUAUCCGGCAGCGGUGGUUCGAGCGCCGGCUCGGACCAUCUAACGGCUAAAGAGCAGACCGGCACAGUCCCCGGCUCCGUUCAGUCAACAUCGAGUGGCUCCGCAGCCUCCGGCGCCGACGCGCGCCGCUCCCACUCCAGCGGCUCAGAGCGCGCGCGCGAGCGGCCUGUGCUGUUCCUGUAGAGCACAG